AUGGCGCUGUCAGCCAAGGACCGGGCGAUGGUGCGCGCGCUGUGGAAAAAGCUGGGUAACAACGUUGGCGUCUACACGACCGAAGCCCUGGAGAGGACCUUCCUGGCCUUCCCUGGCACCAAAACGUACUUCCCCCAUUUGGACCUGAGCCCCGGCUCCGCCCAAGUUAAAGCCCACGGCCAAAAGGUGGCUGACGCGCUGACCCUUGCCGUAGAUCAGCUGGACGACCUGCCGGGCGCCUUGGCCUCUCUGAGCGACCUGCACGCACAUAAGCUGCGUGUGGACCCAGCCAACUUCCAGCUCCUGUGCCACUGUCUGCUGGUGACCCUGGCCCGGCACUAUCCCGGAGACUUCAGCCCCACCAUGCAGGCCUCGCUAGACAAGUUUCUAAGCCAUGUGACCUCCACGUUGGUCUCCAAGUAUCGCUGA
Urocitellus parryii (Arctic ground squirrel) is the source of this 429-nucleotide messenger RNA. RefSeq names its product hemoglobin subunit theta 1 (gene Hbq1). Gene Ontology annotation, biological process: oxygen transport; hydrogen peroxide catabolic process. NCBI's taxonomy places the organism in Eukaryota, Metazoa, Chordata, Mammalia, Rodentia, Sciuridae. The record is from RefSeq and is a predicted model, not a curated record. Gene Ontology annotation, cellular component: haptoglobin-hemoglobin complex; hemoglobin complex; blood microparticle. Gene Ontology annotation, molecular function: organic acid binding; oxygen binding; haptoglobin binding.